CUUCCUCUUGCUGACCCAACAUUGUCUUUCUUCUUCUUCUUCUUCAUUCAAUAAGUGCUUCGCCGGAGAGCGCCACAUCCGGCCAUCCAGAUCGCCGGCAAACGCAGCCUGACGAGCGAUUCCGGUCUCGCCGGGACAGUACUUGAUUCGACGGCGAUGGACCAGGAAGCUGCCCGGACCGCCCGGGAGUCUCUGGACCUCGCGUUCCACAUGUCGAACAUCCUCGACACGGGGCUCGACCGCCACACCCUCUCCGUCCUCAUUGCCCUCUGCGACCUGGGCGUGAACCCGGAGGCGCUCGCGGCGGUCGUCAGGGAACUCCACAGAGAGCCUUCUCCGUCCGUCGUGGCGAUGCCGAGUCCGCAUCAGACUCAAAAACAGUGACAAAAUGCAUGUCUUGCGUUGCAGUGACAGCAGCACGACUGAAGAUUUGGUAAGGCGGUGCUCUCUUUUUCAAGGGCAGAUUAGUUGUUCACGGACAAAUCCUAGCUUCCUAUAUGCAAAUAAAGAUCUCUGCUCCUCUGUUUCUCUGUUUGAAGAGAUUGUCCAUCUUGAAGAUGUUACUUAAUGGGUUGUUGCAUGCGUGGCUAGUUUUUCAAUUUGCAGAAGUCUGUCCUUGUCUACUAGGAAUCUACAGCAAAUACAACGUGACUAGUAGUGAAUAUGCUUAUCUCUACCUAUAUUAAUGCAACCGAACACGCUUGUAGAGAUUUUUGAUGUGGAAUUUAAAGAGUUCCGUGUAAAAUUGAUGAUGUUCGGUUGAUCAAA
Molecule: messenger RNA, 768 nt
Organism: Syzygium oleosum
Lineage: Eukaryota; Viridiplantae; Streptophyta; Magnoliopsida; Myrtales; Myrtaceae
Product: mitotic-spindle organizing protein 1B-like
Exons: 3
Coding region: 157-384 (75 amino acids)
Biological process (GO): microtubule nucleation by interphase microtubule organizing center; gamma-tubulin complex localization; mitotic spindle assembly
Cellular component (GO): gamma-tubulin ring complex; centrosome; interphase microtubule organizing center
Source: RefSeq, a predicted model, not a curated record